Peronospora matthiolae is the source of this 129-nucleotide messenger RNA. NCBI's taxonomy places the organism in Eukaryota, Oomycota, Peronosporomycetes, Peronosporales, Peronosporaceae. The record is from the annotation of a GenBank genome assembly.
AUGGAUGCUGAUGUCGAUCACAUCGACAUCGGUGAUGAUUAUGACGACGAUGCUGGUAUAUUCAACGUCGCCAACGACUGCUGCAGUGAGGACGAUGACGCCCUCACUGGUGAAGACAACGUUCUCUAA